AUGAAGUACGUGCUUGUAACAGGUGGUGUUGUGAGUGGAUUAGGUAAAGGAGUAACAGCAAGUAGUAUUGGUGUUCUUCUUAAAGCUUGUGGUCUUCGUGUUACUUCAAUCAAAAUCGAUCCUUAUCUAAACACUGAUGCUGGAACCAUGUCUCCAUUUGAACAUGGUGAAGUGUUUGUCUUGGACGAUGGUGGUGAGGUGGAUCUUGAUCUUGGAAACUACGAGAGGUUUUUAGAUAUCAAAUUAACAAGAGACAAUAACAUAACUACUGGUAAAAUUUACCAGCAUGUUAUUGCUAAAGAGAGGAAAGGAGAUUAUUUGGGAAAGACUGUUCAGGUUGUUCCUCAUAUUACUGAUGCAAUUCAAGAAUGGAUCGAAAGAGUCGCGGUUAUUCCUGUUGAUGGAGAGGAUGAUCCUGCUGAUGUUUGUGUUAUCGAAUUAGGCGGAACUAUAGGUGAUAUUGAAUCUGCGCCUUUUAUCGAAGCGCUUGGCCAAUUCUCUUACCGUGUAGGACCAGGGAAUUUCUGUCUGGUCCACGUCAGCCUCGUGCCUGUGCUUAAUGUUGUUGGUGAACAGAAAACUAAACCGACACAGCAUAGUGUCAAAGGGCUACGAGGCUUGGGUUUGACACCGGAUUUCUUAGCUUGUCGGAGCACAAAGCCACUUGAAGAGAAUGUGAAAGAAAAACUAGCUCAAUUUUGCCAUGUCCCGCUUGACUAUAUCUUCACUCUUUAUGAUGUUCCCAACAUUUGGCACAUUCCUUUGUUNCUAAAGGAUCAGAAGGCUCACCUGGCAAUCUCAAAAGUGCUUAACCUUACUAGUAUUGUUAAAGAACCUUCUCUAGGAGAAUGGACUUCCAGAGCCGAAUUAUGCGACAAUUUACAUGUGCCGGUGAGAAUCGCUGUUGUGGGGAAAUAUACAGGCCUCUCCGAUGCCUAUCUCUCUGUUUUGAAGGCUCUGUUACAUGCUUCUGUGGCUUGUCGCAAAAAGCUCGUAGUGGAUUGGGUUCCAGCUUGUGAUCUCGAGAACGAAACUGAGAAAGAGAAUCCAGAUGCGUAUAAAGCUGCGUGGAAGUUGCUAAAGGGUGUAGAUGGAGUUCUUGUCCCUGGAGGUUUUGGUGAUAGAGGAGUGGAAGGGAAGAUUCUUGCAGCAAAAUUCGCGCGUGAAAACAAAGUCCCUUUCCUCGGUAUUUGUCUCGGGAUGCAGAUCGCUGUCGUUGAGUUUGCAAGAUCAGUUCUUAGCUUGCAGGACGCAAACAGCACCGAAUUCAAACCAGAUACCAAACAUCCAUGCAUCAUAUUCAUGCCUGAGGGUUCAAGAACUCAUAUGGGAGGUACUAUGCGCUUAGGAUCAAGAAGAAGUUUCUUCAAUGUCAAAGACAGUAAAUCUGCAAAACUAUACGGGAACAAAAAGUUUGUCGAUGAGAGGCAUCGCCAUAGAUACGAGGUGAAUCCUGAUAUGGUUGAACGCUUAGAGAAGGCCGGUCUCUCGUUUGCUGCAAAAGAUGAAACUGGCAAACGCAUGGAGAUUGUUGAACUUCCAAACCAUCCUUUCUUCAUCGGUGCUCAAUUCCAUCCCGAGUUUAAAUCCAGACCCGGGAAAGCUUCUCCUCUUUUCAUAGGACUCAUUGCAGCAUCAUGUCGUGAGCUAGACACAGUCAUGAAUCCAACCUCUGUUCAUCAGCAUCCGAUUAGUAACGGUCCAAAGAAUGUUUUCAUCAAUGGAACCUCCAAGAAAUCUCCCAAUGGCUUGGCUGAUGCAAGAUAUAAUAAUAAAUACUGCAAUGGCCUCUACACUAGAUAG
Arabis nemorensis is the source of this 1803-nucleotide messenger RNA. Lineage: Eukaryota; Viridiplantae; Streptophyta; Magnoliopsida; Brassicales; Brassicaceae. The record is from the annotation of a GenBank genome assembly.